AUGCUGUUCUUCAGUUUCUUCAAGACCCUGACCCAGCAGACCGUCACGGUCGAGCUGAAAAAUGACAUCUCCAUCCGCGGCACCCUGAAGUCCGUCGAUCAGUACCUGAAUAUCAAGCUGGACGACAUCACGGUGCUGGAUGAACUGAAAUAUCCCCACUUGUCGUCCGUGAAGAACAUCUUCAUCAGAGGUUCGGUGGUACGAUACGUGCACUUGCCGCCUGACAAGGUCGACAGGGGACUUCUGGAGGAUGCUUGUCGGAGAGAAGCCAUGAGUCAAAAGGGGAAAGGAACUUAA
This is a messenger RNA of Fonsecaea erecta, 297 nucleotides long. Its product is annotated as U6 snRNA-associated Sm-like protein LSm2. Gene Ontology annotation, biological process: mRNA splicing, via spliceosome. NCBI's taxonomy places the organism in Eukaryota, Fungi, Ascomycota, Eurotiomycetes, Chaetothyriales, Herpotrichiellaceae. The record is from RefSeq and is a predicted model, not a curated record. Bases 1 to 297 code for a protein of 98 amino acids. The transcript is spliced from 2 exons. Gene Ontology annotation, molecular function: RNA binding. Gene Ontology annotation, cellular component: P-body; U6 snRNP; Lsm1-7-Pat1 complex.